This is a messenger RNA of Momordica charantia (bitter melon), 2235 nucleotides long. RefSeq names its product hydroxyproline-rich glycoprotein family protein. NCBI's taxonomy places the organism in Eukaryota, Viridiplantae, Streptophyta, Magnoliopsida, Cucurbitales, Cucurbitaceae. The record is from RefSeq and is a predicted model, not a curated record.
AAAUAUAUAAAAUCAGAAAAUUCAAUCUCUCUCUCUCUUGGACUGAGUUUUUCAUUUCCUAGAUCAAAUCCGAAAGUCUUCUCCGUUUUCCUUUUUUUUGGCUGUCAAAUCUCGCAAGAGAGUAAUUGAUUUUGCCGGUGAGUUAGCGGCGUGGAUUGGUCGGAGACCACGGCGAACUUGUUGAAAAGUCCGGUGGCGGAGCUCUCUGGACUGGAAGAAAGCGGGGAUGGGAAGCAUGAACAACAGCGUGGACACGGUUAAUGCGGCCGCUACUGCGAUCGUCUCUGCGGAGGCUCGAGUCCAGCCUCCGACACCUUCGAAACGAAGAUGGGGUUGCUGCUGGAGUCUGUACUGGUGUUUUGGAAUUGGUUCGCAGAAAAACAAUAAGCGUAUUGGUCAUGCUGUACUGGUUCCAGAACCUGUGGUACCAGGAACUGUUGCCCCUGUUGUUGAACAUCGGACACCUUCAACCACAAUGGUAUUACCUUUUAUUGCGCCUCCGUCUUCUCCUGCGUCUUUCCUCCAGUCCGAUCCUUCAUCAAACGCUCAAUCUCCGGCUGGAUUACUAUCUUUAACUGCCCUCUCAGUCAAUAACUACUCCCAAAAUGGACCUGCGUCCAUUUUUGCCAUAGGCCCUUAUGCAUAUGAGACCCAGUUGGUCUCACCUCCAGUUUUUUCUGCCUUCCCAACUGAACCAUCUACUGCUCCUUUUACUCCUCCUCCUGAGUCUGUGCAACUGACCACACCCUCAUCUCCUGAAGUGCCAUUUGCUAAAUUGCUGACAUCUUCUCUGAGUCAUACUAAUAAAAGUUUUGGGACUAACCAGAAGUUUGCACUAUCCCAUUGUGAUUUCCAGCCUUAUCAACCCUACCCAGGAAGCCCUGGCGCCCAUCUUAUAUCACCUGGAUCGGUAAUUUCGAACUCUGGUACAUCUUCUCCUUUCCCUGAUAAACACCCCAUUCUUGAGUUCCGCAUGGCAGAUGCUCCGAAGCUCUUGGGUCUCGAACAUUUUACAACUCGCAAAUGGAUCUCAAGAAUGGGUUCUGGAUCUUUGACGCCAGAUGGUACUGGUUUAGGUUCUAGGUUAGGUUCGGGAACUUUGACCCCUGAUGGUAUGGGUAUGGGUUCGAGAUUGGGAUCUGGAUCCAUGACCCCGAAUGGCAUGAGGCAAGAUUCAAGAUUGGAUUCUGGUACCUUGACGCCCGAUGGUUUGGGGAAUGCCUUGCAAGAUGGUUCACUGUUGGACAACCAAAUAUCUGAGGUGGCUUCCCUUGCCAACUCAGAAAGUGGAUGUCAAAAUGAUGUGACAAAUCAUAGGGUGUCAUUUGAGUUAACUGGUGAAGAUGUUGCACGUUGUCUUGCAAACAAGUCAAUGGCAUCCAUUAGAACUGAAUCAGAGUCUUCAGAGCAACAAACGAGCUCAAAGUACCAAAGCGAAAACAAAGGAUCCUCGAGAGAAGCUGAAACUUGUGAGUUCUUUGACAUCAAGACUUCCACAGCACCCGAAAAAAGUCCAGCAGGAGAGGAUGAUCAAUGCUACCAAAAUCAGCGAGCCGUAACUCUUGGUUCAUUCAAAGAGUUCAAUUUUGACCAAACUAAAGGUGAAAUACACAAUACAGCCUCCAUUGGUGCAGAGUGGUGGGCCAAUGAAAAGGUGGCUGUGAAGGAAGCUAAUCCAGGCAACAACUGGACUUUCUUCCCAAUGUUGCAACCUGGAGUCAGCUGACUAUGACAUGGAUCUCAUCUCACAGUAAAAAGAAAAAAAGAAAAGAAGAAGAAACAACAGCCAAUCUUUUGAAUGUACAUUUGAAUGUAGUCUUUCUUGGGAGAUACAACUUUUAGGAUCUGUGAUAUCUCAGAUAGCAGAUGGCAUGAUUUGGAGGAAAAGAAUGUUUUUCAAAGUUGUCUUGUGAAAACACUGUUCCAACAGACAGCAGAAAGAAAAUAGUUAUUAGGGAUAACUAGUGUGGGUACCGCAGUGCAGAAGCAUUCUUUAUCAUCAUAGCUCAAGAAGUAGAUCAUUCAUAAAUCAUAGGACCUUUGAAGUGGUUUAUUCUUUCUUGUCUUGUAUAAUAAUAAGAAUUUUCAUUCUUCUCCUACAAUGGAACUUUCUUUCUUGAAAACUCUCUACCGAUUUCAGUUUCUUUCCCUCUCUCUGCAAGUAAAUGUGAGACAAUUACUCAGCUUCAUAAAUCAUAUGUCCAAGGAUGAAGAUGAUUCUUUGGUUUACCUUAA